AUGUGGUGUUUUCCCCUUUGCAAGGUAUAUGGACCCAAGGCUGUCAUGAAUGGUAUCACUGCUGUACAACAGAGAAAGGUAUUGGCAACUUUCUUGGAGAAAUGUCCUGAGCAGUACACAAUAUCUCCCAGGAAACGGCUACUCAAUCCCACCUCUUCCCCACUUGUUGGUGAUAAGCAACCAGUAAGAGAAGUCAGCCCACAAAGUUCCUCUGAAAGUGAUCAAGAAGAGCCUGUAGGAAUGAACCAAACACCACCUACUGGAGCUAAUCAUGAGGACUCAACCAUUAGUGGUCCCGUGUCUCUCCGCUCCUAUCUCUCUGUGGCCAACUACUCGGACAAGAAGACAAAGUUUAGCUUCCCCGAGGGAGCAGUAGUUCAGGUCAUGAAGAAAGAUCCCAGCGAUUGGUGGAUGGUGGACAAUGGCGGGUCCAUUGGGUGGGCUCCUGCCUCUUUCCUUGUGCCAGUUGACCCAGAGGACCUUCAGAGCGAGGCACAGGAGAACGAGAGACUUAUAGCCCCAGAGAGAGAUAUGAAAGCUAAAGGCAGGAGAAAAGUACUGACAGCUUUUCUGAAGAAAUGUUCUGACCAGUACACAAUAAACUCUCCCUCGACCGUUGAAACUGACCAACCAGAAGACACCAUUGUUGAUGUCGAAACGAAUGAAGAUAGUACAGACGAAGAUAUUGAAGGAAAUGUUAGCAUACCAAUUGACCCUGAAGACCUGUUGAAUAGUCUAGAGCAGCACCUUUUGGAUUCUAGGAAGAGAAGGCUCGAGGCUGAGAGGAAAGUUGAGGAGCUGACGGAAGAAAACAAACGUCUCAAAGAAGAAAUGAAGAGUAUAGGUUCUAUUGUGAAACGAUCACAACUCCAUCACUAUAUUCAACUUGGUGUGUAUGCUUAUUUGCUGCCACUAGGGUGGUCUGGGCUGAAUUGUGCAAUGAAAAGAAUCCUCUGUGCUAACUACUCAUUUUGGGCUCCUAGAGCUACAAUAAAGACCAAGCUUAAGACGGCUCCAAGCUCACAGCGGCUGGAUGAUGUCGACCCUUUACCCACUCUUCCCACACUAUCCACCGUUGAAGCACCUCCUGUGUUGAAGCGUCCUAAGGAGAUAUUGGCUACUUCUCUGCCAAACUUUGACCAAGACAGUUGUCAGUUUGUGGUGUUUGACUUGGAGACUACUGGAUUGAAAACGAACUCUGAAAUAUGUCAGAUUGCAGCGAAGAGGAUAAGCAACCAUGAGAGAUCAUUGUGGUCUACAUACAUCAUUCCAAACAUUUCCAUAGACCCUGGAGCAAGUUUAGUUACAGGUAUUGUGGUAAAAUAUGCCGGCAACGAUCGAUAUCUAACCCACUACGGCAAAUGUGUGAAGGCCCUCACAUAUAGAGAAGGAAUUACAGCAUUUUACCAUCACCUAAGUGAACUGUCUACGCUAGCCAAACACACUGUUCUGAUUGGCUACUGCUCAAAAGUGUUCGAUGUUCCUGUCUUGUGCAAUAGCUUCCAACAAUUUGGCAUCUCAGGAGACAAAUUGGACCGAUUAGGAAUAUGUUUUGCAGACUCCUAUCCGUUUUUAAAAGGUAGCCUCACUUCGAGUUCAAUGGAUGCUAACUCACCAAGAAGCGCUAGUUUAAGUAAUAUCUACAAAACAAUGUUUGGAGAACCAUUUCAAGCCCAUAAUGCUGUAAACGAUGUCGAUGCAUUAUCAAGAAUUAUCUUUGAUUCGCCAUCCAAGCUACCUCCAAAUUUAUUACUGUCUCAAGCAAGCACGGCUGGCUCAGCUUUUGCUGUUAUGAAAUUCUUUGAGGCAAAGGCCGUAUUAAUGAACACUAUGAACAGUCGUUUGUACUCUGACCUUCCUGGGUUGAGCUCCAAGUUGCCGAUCACUAGAUACAUGGCUGAUAAGAUUGCCUCCAGUGGACUAGGUUACAAGGAUCUCAAGAGAAUUCACAAGAAAUACGGUAAAGCUGGGAUUGAAAAUGUUUGCAGGACUAUUGUUGAGAGUGAUGAUGGAAAGAGAAGUCAUCGGGUUACCAAUAAUGAAAAUACAAUUUGCAGUCAUUUUGAGGAAUAACAAUUGACAAAUUUAUACAGGAUAAAUUAAUGAACUGUUCGUAUAAGUGUAUACAAGAAAGUGAUGAAUCGUAUUAUAUCGUUGUGUACAUGCGUUUGUAUUUAUUUGCUCAUAAUAAUUAAUUAUUUUAUACAAGUUAUGAUUAGUACUG
Messenger RNA from Halichondria panicea, 2224 nucleotides. RefSeq lists its product as uncharacterized. Gene Ontology annotation, biological process: DNA catabolic process. Gene Ontology annotation, molecular function: 3'-5'-DNA exonuclease activity; nucleic acid binding; protein binding. The transcript has 9 exons. Bases 1 to 2073 code for a protein of 690 amino acids. The record is from RefSeq and is a predicted model, not a curated record. Gene Ontology annotation, cellular component: cytoplasm. Lineage: Eukaryota; Metazoa; Porifera; Demospongiae; Suberitida; Halichondriidae.